Scedosporium apiospermum is the source of this 780-nucleotide messenger RNA. RefSeq lists its product as uncharacterized. The transcript is spliced from 2 exons. The record is from RefSeq and is a predicted model, not a curated record. NCBI's taxonomy places the organism in Eukaryota, Fungi, Ascomycota, Sordariomycetes, Microascales, Microascaceae. Bases 1 to 780 code for a protein of 259 amino acids. Gene Ontology annotation, biological process: mycotoxin biosynthetic process.
AUGUUUACCUUGUCUCUACGACCGCCAUCGCUGCAGUACGUUGAUCGCAUCCACGAGCAGCGGAGGAAUCAUUAUCUUAGGCAUAUUUCAAUGCCGUCACCGAUCCUCGACGAAACCGAAAUCAGAGUCUCGCCCAAACGAAUGGACGCAACACUUCUCAACACCAACCCACCAAGCAUCUACCGUCAAGAACCUAGCCACGACGUCGACCUAGCCUGGGCAUCUUUGUACGAUACGCGGCCAGUGGCACUCACCCGCGACCAAGUCCUCGCUAUGGGCAAAGACCCGGCUUCAGCCGCGCGUAUCCCAUCUUCCUGGGGCCGGGGCAAUGACAGCUACUUCGGGCGGGUUGACGUAUUCCACCAACUUCAUUGCUUAGACGCUCUUCGUCGCGAGGCGCGCUUCGAACACUACUACGGGGCAAAGUACCCUGGCGGGUUCGACACAACGUCCGAGAUGCACCGCCUGCAUUUGUCCCACUGCGUCUGGCUUCUGGCGCAAAAUAUCAUGUGCUCUGCGAAUACGGACAUGUAUACGCACGUGUGGACGGACGUGCUAGACCAUCCGUUUCCGGAUUUCAAUAUCGAGCAUAAAUGUAAGGACUACGAUGCUCUCAUGGAGUGGCAACAGAAGAACGCGCUGGAUGAGGACGACUUCGUGGCGCUGAGGAGGCCGGAGGGGUACCCUUAUCAUGCUAUGACGCACAAGUUUAAGGAGAUUCAUAACUGGUUUUCGUUCCAUGAGGACGAUGGAGAUUUUGAAUCUGGAGAGAUUGCGUAG